Messenger RNA from Prosopis cineraria, 4066 nucleotides. RefSeq names its product aminodeoxychorismate synthase, chloroplastic. Lineage: Eukaryota; Viridiplantae; Streptophyta; Magnoliopsida; Fabales; Fabaceae. The transcript has 14 exons. The coding region runs from base 1194 to 3854 and encodes 886 amino acids. The record is from RefSeq and is a predicted model, not a curated record. Gene Ontology annotation, biological process: L-tryptophan biosynthetic process; folic acid-containing compound biosynthetic process.
UGAAAUCUCAAAUGUGAGGAUGUGUCAACGAACCGGAGCAGCCGCUGGGGAAGCAGCCGCUACCAGCGGCUCCAGCUACGGUGUCCAGAUUCAGACGCCAUUUGACCGUUCGAAACUGUCUCUAUCGGCUAUCGGUCUCCGAGACGGAUCACUAUUCCCAACCAGUGUGGGUCCUAUUUACCUUCCUUCUCUCCUCUUGCGCGUGUGCAUAUAUAUAUGCAUCCGAAUUCCUGGCUUCCUCCAAGCCGCAAUUUGGGAAGCCUAUCCUCCACCAGCUCUGAUUGCUCCUCGCCAUUAGACAGAGCAGAGAUUCUGGCACCAUAGCUGUCGGGUAUGCUUCGAGGGUAACUAUUUUAGUAACACCAGGUCUGCUUUCAUAUAUGUCGUUUCCUUUUCUGAUUUCAACUGCUUUAUAACUCUGCUCCUGUCUUUGCAUGCUCGAAUGGCCGAAGGAAUUUACCCAGGAUGGAGGGAGAAGAACCCGAUUGGAAUGGAUAUUGAUUUCAUUCUAUUAUAAUUGAAUCUGAUACUUUUCCAUUGGUUUCUUGCAUGUCAUGUCUGCCUGUCUUGUGCAUUUGUCUAUUUGUUGAUACUACUCAUUGCCUCGUUGAAAUGCGUUCUAGGAUGUUUUUUGGAGUAUAAGUAUUCUUUCUGGGCUAGUACCUUUACUUAACUUUACCAUUUCAGCUACCUCUCAUUUUCAUUUCACCUUCUGACAUCUGUUGCUCUAUCACUCUGUUCGUGUUUUUUUGCAUACCCACAUGAAUUUACACAGGACGGAGAAGAAUUCAAUUGGGAUGGAUAUUCAUUUCAUAUUUUUGUAAUUAAAUCUGCAAUUACUUCAUUGGCUUUUCGCAAGUCAUGUCUGCAUUCUCUAUCUCCUUUUCUUUUGUUUCUUAUUGAAUUCUUAUAACCAGCCAGUUAAGACUGCAUUCUGGGACGUUUCUUAGAGUAAUUUGGUUUUUCAAUUUGCGUCUCUAUAUCUCCUCCUUACAUGGAUGCAUGCGAUUAUUUUGGAGUUCAUUUAAGUUCCCUCUUUUCAAUUACAUGCUCAAAAUCUGCUAACUUUCCUUGAACUGGUUAUCAUGCUCAAACUAAUUUUAUUCAUGUUUUAUUUUUUCUGGAGACGGUGAGACUAUGGUUGCUGGAGACUAGUCGUUCAUACCAGUUAUUUGAACCUUUUCCCUGUAAAGAUGAACUUCUCUUUGGCUUCAUCAUCUUCUGAGCUGGUGUGUCGUGCAAAUGAAUGCAUGCAACACACCUGUGCUUGUUUUCAUUUGUCCAGACCUCCAGCAAGUGUUUCAUGUUUCAUUAAGAAAAAUAUCGUGCGAGCAAUCAGGAGUGGUACGAGAAGGAUGGCCAUGUCCAGCCACUUAAUACCUAGCCAUGUAGAAGAGUCAUACAAAAGAAAUAAACGCCUCCAGGUGCCUAUAAAGAAGCUAGAUUUUGUAAGGACAUUGUUGAUCGACAACUAUGACAGUUACACAUACAAUAUAUACCAGGCAUUGUCUGUGGUUAAUGGUGUGCCUCCUGUGGUGGUCCGAAAUGAUGAUUUGACAUGGGAAGAACUUUGCCACUACUUGUAUGAGGAAAAUGCAUUUGAUAACAUUGUAAUAUCACCUGGACCUGGUUCUCCAUCAUGCCCAAAAGAUAUAGGUAUUUGCCUUCAGCUGUUGCUCAAAUGCUGGGACAUCCCCAUUCUGGGUGUUUGCCUAGGACACCAGGCUCUAGGUUUUGUGCAUGGAGCUCAAGUUGUCCAUGCACCAGAACCAGUCCAUGGUCGUUUGAGUGAACUUGAACAUAAUGGCUGUGAGCUUUUUCAUGAUAUUCCUUCUGGCAGAAAUUCAGGAUUUAAGGUGGUUAGAUAUCAUUCAUUGGUUAUAGAUCCUGAAUCCCUUCCACAAGAUCUCAUUCCCAUAGCAUGGACCGAUUCUGCUGAAAAUAGAAGUUCAAACAUUUCAAGUCAUUAUGGUUGGACAAGAAGUGCACAAGUUCUUAUGGGCAUCAAGCAUUCUACAAGACCGCACUAUGGUUUACAGUUUCAUCCAGAGAGUAUAGCUACCAGCCAUGGAACACAAAUAUUCAAAAAUUUUAGAGAGAUUACAUAUGAUUAUUGGCUGAGAUUUGGAUCAUCAAACAACAGGGGAAAAUAUGCUCAUUCAUCUGUAAACUUUCUUUAUUCUAGUCAACUGGGUAGAGAAGGUCACAGCAGCGUAAACUCAGAGAAUAAUGUUGUGAAUCAACAAAAUAAAGUGUCUUCCAGAGAUAGACAUUUAAUGCUUGAUACUACCGAGAUUGAUCCUUCUGAAACAUCCAACGUGGUUGAUCUUAAUCAUGCAAGUAUUGCUUAUAAAUGCCUGAAGUUGAAAUGGAGGAAAUUUGAUCAUUUGGCUGGUCAAGUUGGUGGGGCAAAAAACAUAUUUUGUGGAUUGUUUGGACAUCAUAAAGCUGAAAAUAGCUUUUGGUUGGAUAGUUCCUCCACAGAAAAGGGAAGGGCACGCUUUUCAUUUAUGGGGGGUAAAGGUGGAUCGCUUUGGAAACAAUUGUCAUUUAGAUUGUCAGAUCAAAGAAAUGGAAGUUUACAAGGUGGAGGCUUUAUGUCAAUUGAAGAUGGUCAAGGUUAUAGCAGAAGCAUGUUUUUGGAAAGUGGGUUUUUUGAUUUUUUGAACAAGGAGCUUCAAUCAUUUCGUUAUGAUGAAAAGGAUUUUGAAGGUCUACCAUUUGACUUUCAUGGUGGAUAUAUUGGUUACAUAGGGUAUGACCUCAAACUUGAAUGUGGUGACACAUCUAAUCGGCACAAGUCUAAUACUCCAGAUGCAUGUUUUUUCUUUGCCGAUAAUCUCAUUGCUAUUGACCACCUGAAUGAUGAUGUUUACGUACUGUGCAUACAUGAUGGAAGCCAAACUAUGACACCGUGGUUGGAUGAUACAGAGGAGAAGUUGAUGAACUUAAAAAAAUCUGUGACAAGACAGAUGAAAAAGAAGGAAUCGCAUACUUCUACUUUUUCUCCAUCUAAGGCUGGAUUUGUUGCUGAAAAAUCUAGAAAGCAGUACAUUGAGGAUGUUAAGAAGUGUUUAAACUACAUUAAAGAUGGCGAAAGCUAUGAGUUGUGCCUUACAACUCAGAUAAGAAAAAAUAUUAAGGAAUUGAAUUCUCUCGGACUUUAUCUACACUUGAGGGAAAGGAAUCCAGCACCUUAUGCUGCUUGGCUUAAUUUUUCAAACGAAGAUCUCUGUAUCUGCUGUUCUUCCCCUGAGAGGUUCUUGAAGUUGGAUGGGAAUGGUAUACUGGAAGCUAAGCCUAUCAAAGGUACCAUAGCUCGUGGUGCUACAGAAGAGGAGGAUGAGCGACUCAGAUUAAAGUUACAGUUCAGUGAAAAAGAUCAGGCUGAAAAUCUGAUGAUUGUUGACCUUCUAAGGAAUGACCUUGGUCGAGUCUGUGAACCUGGCUCGGUUCAUGUGCCUCAUCUCAUGGAUGUAGAAUCAUAUGCAACUGUUCAUACCAUGGUGAGUACAAUCCGAGGGAAGAAGGUAUCAAAUGCCAGUGCUGUAGACUGUGUCAAAGCUGUGUUUCCUGGUGGCUCGAUGACCGGUGCACCCAAGUUGAGAUCAAUGGAGCUUCUGGAUUCUCUUGAGAGCUGUUCCCGAGGUAUCUACUCUGGCUGCAUUGGAUUUUUCUCUUAUGAUCAGACAUUUGAUCUAAAUAUAGUUAUAAGGACAGUCAUUAUCCAUGAGGGUGAGGCUUCAAUAGGGGCUGGAGGGGCUAUCAUUGCUCUGUCAAAUCCUGAAGAUGAGUACGAGGAGAUGAUCUUGAAAACACAGGCUCCAGCAAAGGCUGUGAUCCAUUUUGAGUAGAGGUUACUAACAACAGCUUUGUUGGCUUUCAAAGCAGAGAAAGUCUGGAAAUGUUUGCAUCAUACGGGUCCAAUCUAACCAUUUCAUCGUUUUGUGGAUAUGAUGUAAUUCAUUUUCUUAUUUAGUGUUAUUUUAUGCCAUAAUAAAACUUUUAAUUCCUUAAAUUUGUCUUAAUAAUUAUUUAUUUGUUUAUUUAAGUUUAAUUUUAUUGA